This is a messenger RNA of Coniophora puteana RWD-64-598 SS2, 813 nucleotides long. RefSeq lists its product as uncharacterized. Bases 1 to 813 code for a protein of 270 amino acids. The record is from RefSeq and is a predicted model, not a curated record. NCBI's taxonomy places the organism in Eukaryota, Fungi, Basidiomycota, Agaricomycetes, Boletales, Coniophoraceae. The transcript has 6 exons.
AUGGCUUCAAGAAAGAAUGACGAUGAAUCAAACAACUAUACUAAUUUUAUGUCUCUCCCAGACAAGUUCCAUAUUGGGUUCCCUCAGCCUUCUCGAACAAUUGACGAGAUACAGUCCCUGCCUCACAAUGUUGGUGAUGCCGCCCUCAAAGUGUUCUCAAAAGCCCUUGAAAGGCUCAUCAACCGCGAGCUCCCCCUGUACUAUACAACCUACAGUCCAUCCAUGGAGCGCUGUUAUGACUGCGUCAUGGUCCAGUGGACCAAUUCUCAUGUCUUCUUUGCUCGGCUUAUCCUCAUUUUCACCAUCCAAAUCAAAGGCAUAUGUGAACUGGUCCCAGCUACACUCGUGCAGCCAUACACUGCAGGCCUGUCUGGAUGGCAAUAUGUUCCUCCGGAUGAAGGACUGGGAGCAACCUCCGGCGGAUCUCUCCGGGUGAUACAAUGCAAUGGCGGAACCAUUCAAGCUCAAAAGCAACAACAUUGUGGUGCAUUGACCUUUUUCCCUCACUGCAUAUACCUGCUGCUCACCUCCUUGUUCACCGCCUGCCUGCCUCUUUAUUGCAUGUGUCAACUUUGCAUGGCCCACAACAUCAUUACUGCACCCAUAGGAAUUGGUAUCAACAUUAUAGGGAAGGACAACGAGACAGUGCUGCACCACAAGGCCCGCAUUCAAAACAACUUCUCUUUCCAGCAGCAAGGCCAGCUGCAGCAUUGGCCAACACUCCAGAACCCCGCUCUCGGUGGCAUGGGUGGCAUGGUGAACAUGCGGCCACCCAACAAGGGUGGUCUCACCUUCAACCACAUUCUCAGUUGA